Molecule: messenger RNA, 815 nt
Organism: Mauremys mutica (yellowpond turtle)
Lineage: Eukaryota; Metazoa; Chordata; Testudines; Geoemydidae
Product: urokinase plasminogen activator surface receptor-like
Exons: 5
Coding region: 51-800 (249 amino acids)
Cellular component (GO): plasma membrane
Source: RefSeq, a predicted model, not a curated record
CAGGGAAACCCAACAAUUCCAUCUCCUUCCUCUCCCACGGGCAGAUUGUGAUGCUGGCGGAGGAGCAGUGCGCUACCGACCUCUGCAACCAGGGGGCGCCAGACGCCCUGAGCACCUUCCCCUCCACCUCCAGCCUGGACUGCCUCUCCUGCUCCUCCUCCGACCACUCCUGCUCCAGCCCCUCCUUGAUGCGGAUCCGGUGCCAGGACCCCCGGGAGCAGUGCGUGGACAUCACGGCCAUCUCCAUGCCCGAAGAGUUUCCCCAGGACGAGCGGCGCAUCAAAGGCUGCGGGCAGAUCUCUCAGUGCCAGGAGCCCCUGGGCUUCCACAACCAGCACAGCUUCUACCUACUGCAAUGCUGCAACUCCAGCCUGUGCAAUAACGACGCCCACGAUUACGAGGAAUCCCCCCUGCCCCUGAACGGGGUCACCUGCUACGCCUGCGAAGGGAACUCCAGCCACGGCUGCGCCCCAGAAAACGUCACCUCGGUGCAGUGCCAGGGGCCCAUGACCCACUGCAUGGAGGCUGUGGGGAGCCACGAGCUGACGGGCCCGGGCACGGUGCUGAAGGGCUGCGCCACCCCGGCCUGGUGCGAUGCCCCCUACACCUCCAUCUACAGGCGCCUGGCCGGGGUCCAGGCCCGCUGCUGCCAUGGCAACUUCUGCAACAGCUGGAACCAGGCGGGCGCCCUCCCCCCGUCCAGGAGGAGCCGGGCCGGCCACCGGCUCGUGGCCCAGGCAGCCCUGCUCUGCGGCGCCGCCCUCCUGGCUGCGCUCGUCCUGCUGCCCAGCAGCUCCUAAUGCCCCGUCGGGCGG